GCUUACACGCCGGGGGGGGCGGUGUGUCGCUGGCGAGAGGCGGGCGCCGGGCGCGUUGGGCUCAUUUGGGGGCUGCCGCCCGACGGUGGCGGGUCGCUGUGCGCAGGAAUAGAAGGAAAAAAAGAAAAUUCUUGAGAACUACAAGAAAGCUUACAGCAGUUCGGGAUGGAUUGAUUCGUGAUUCCUUUGAUAUGUGAGAGCUACGUUUUGUGCUGCUGCUGCUGGACUUCAGCUGACUUUGUUGCAGCAAGCCCAACAGAUAGGCCCUAAUCGCUAGCAGAACAUAAACAAGUGUGAUGGUGAAAUGAGAUGAGGCUCCGAAAUGGAACUGUGGCCACCGUGUUAGUUUUCAUCACUACUUUCCUCAGUUUGUCCUGGUAUACUGCAUGGCAAAAUGGGAAAGAAAAGUUGAUUGCAUAUCAACGGGAAUUUCAUGCUUUGAAGGAACGUCUUCGUAUAGCUGAGCAUCGGACUCUGCAACGCUCUUCUGAGCUGAAUGCUAUCUUGGAGCAGUUCAGGCGUGCAGUAGCAGAAACAAAUGGAAGUAAGAAUGCACUGAAUAAUUUUUCAGAUGAGACACUGAAAUUGUUAAAAGAACUAACAAGUAAAAAAUCUCUUCAAGUGCCAAAUAUCUAUUACCAUUUGCCUCAUUUGUUGAAAAAUGAAGGAAGCCUUCAACCUUCUGUGCAGGUUGGCCUUGGAAGGACAGGAGUUUCCAUUGUAAUGGGAAUACCUACAGUGAAAAGAAAAGUCAAGUCUUAUCUUACAGAAACUCUCCACUCCCUUAUUGAUAAGCUGUCCCCCGAAGAAAAACUGGAUUGUGUUAUGGUUGUCUUUAUAGGAGAGACUGAUCUUGAUUAUGUUAACAAUGUUGUUGCAAGCCUGGAAAAAGAAUUUUCUACAGAGAUCAAUUCUGGCUUGGUGGAAGUAAUAGCCCCUCCUGCAUCUUACUAUCCUGACUUGUCAAACUUGAAAGAGACAUUUGGAGACUCAAAAGAGAGAGUGAGAUGGAGAACAAAGCAAAACUUGGAUUACUGUUUUCUCAUGAUGUAUGCCCAGAAGAAGGGAGUUUAUUACAUUCAGCUUGAAGACGACAUCGUUGUCAAGCAGAAUUAUUUCAGCACAAUAAAAAAUUUUGCGCUUCAGCUUGCUUCUGAAGAUUGGAUGAUUCUAGAAUUUUCUCAGCUGGGUUUCAUUGGUAAAAUGUUCCAGUCUCCAGAUAUCACUCUUAUUGUAGAGUUCAUAUUUAUGUUUUAUAAGGAGAAACCGAUUGAUUGGCUUCUGGACCAUAUCCUCUGGGUGAAAGUGUGCAACCCUGAGAAAGAUGCCAAACAUUGUGACCGACAGAAAUCAAACCUACGAAUACGGUUCAGGCCUUCUCUUUUCCAGCACGUUGGCCUCCACUCCUCCCUGGCAGGGAAGAUCCAGAAACUUACAGAUAAAGACUUCCUGAAACCAUUGCUGCAUAAAAUUCACGUGAAUCCACCUGCAGAGGUUUCCACAUCUUUAAAAGUCUACCAAGGGCAUACACUAGAAAAAACCUAUGUAGGGGAAGAUUUUUUCUGGGCUGUCACACCGGUUGCUGGGGACUAUAUUCUAUUUAAAUUUGACAAGCCUGUCAAUGUAGAAAGGUACUUGUUUCACAGUGGCAAUCCAGAGCACCCAGGAGAUAUACUUCUAAACACAACUGUGGAAGUUCUGCCUUUUCAGAAUGAAGAAUUGGUAUUGAGCAAAGAAACCAAAGACAAACGCUUAGAGGAUGGUUACUUCAGGAUAGGGAAAUUUGAAAACGGCGUAGCUGAAGGAACAGUUGACCCCAGCCUAAACCCUGUUUCAUCAUUCCGGCUUUCAGUAAUACAAAAUUCAGCAGUAUGGGCGAUUCUGAAUGAGAUUCAUAUUAAAAAGAUUACAAACUGAUCAUCAAAUUCUCCUUUAGAGGAAAAAGAAAGAAUCCUUGAAAACUUUUCCUGUAAAAUCUGACAUCCUUAACAAGUCAUAAAUUGAAAAUACUGAGCAUGCACCUUAUCCCAAAUUUCUUUCAUUUUCACUUGAACUCUACCUCUUGUGAAAUCUACUGUAGAUGAGAAGAUUGUAUUUACCCCUUCUUAUCUGAUCCAUCCAGAAACUGAUGCUCCACACCGAUAUUGCUCAUCUGAGGCCUAGGUUGCCCUCCACUUUAAUGUGACUUUACCAUCUUAUGGUUGCAGAACCCUACUACACUUAAUCUGUACUAUUUUGAUAGUAUAGUAGUAUAGAGAAGUUGUACAUAUUGUUACAUUCCUGGAAGAAGAAGAAAAAUAUAAUUAUUGUUAAAUAUGUUUUAUGAAGGGGGUACUUUCGGAGUUCCAUUUAUUUUCUAUAACAAGAACCCUCUUUUAUAGAUUGUCAGGGAUAUAUAUUAAAAAUGUUAGGGAUAUUUAAUUUAUUAAAAUAAUUUGAAAAGUACAUAUUUUUAUGCAGUAAAAUUUUAAAUUGAUAUAGUUUUUUUUAUGAAUUCUCUAGUUUAAGUUAUCUUUCUACAUUUUUCUUUGGAGAUGCAAACAUAAAUUAAUACCAUAUUUCAAAUAUACUGCCAUGUUUAAAAAAAAAAUCUAGAUUAAGUUUCUAAAUUAUGUAGUUUUGUACACAGAAUCUGAAUUAUGUUCAGUGGCAUUAACAGAGCUCUGAAGAGCAUUAUUCUUUGGAGCUAUGAAUUUCCACUAUGUACAGUUUGUAGCCACAUGGAGAGCAUGUUGAAAUGUCUUAUUUCAUAUUAUGUACUAAAUCUGCAGUGAUUUUAGAUUUAAUCCAUUGCAUUUUAGAAGAAUUUUUCAAUUCCUAACUGUUCUUUCU
Molecule: messenger RNA, 2832 nt
Organism: Cygnus atratus (black swan)
Lineage: Eukaryota; Metazoa; Chordata; Aves; Anseriformes; Anatidae
Gene: MGAT4A
Product: alpha-1,3-mannosyl-glycoprotein 4-beta-N-acetylglucosaminyltransferase A
Exons: 16
Coding region: 310-1917 (535 amino acids)
Biological process (GO): protein N-linked glycosylation
Cellular component (GO): endoplasmic reticulum; endoplasmic reticulum-Golgi intermediate compartment; Golgi stack
Molecular function (GO): acetylglucosaminyltransferase activity
Source: RefSeq, a predicted model, not a curated record